AUAAAACCUGUCUUAUACAUAAUAACCCCCCCCCCCCCUUCUCUUCCCCCGAUCUGAUCUGCCUUGCUUCGGAAUGGUUCCACGGACGACUUUCUUUUCCCCUUCUUUUUGUUUUCUGCUUCCUUCCCUUUCCCGGCUUCAUGGCUGACGAUUUCGUCAUUGAGGCUUUUACCCUCCUGGCCAUUGCCAUUCUGACCAUUGCCUGCCGCAUCGCGGCCCGGUGGAUUACGGCGGGGCCUAAGAACUUCGCAUUGGAUGAUUAUUUGAUGCCGGUUGCAGGGGUAGUGUACGCCCUCGAAACCGGCGCCGCCUACUGCGUCAGCGCCUGGUGGCACGGUCUCGCCAACAACGCGAUGACCGCAGCCCAGCGCGCGGCGCUCUCGCCGCAGUCCGAAGAGUACCGGCUCCGCGUCGGGGGCUCCAAGACCCAAGUGCUGGGAUGGUCGCUGUACACCACUUUGCUGUGGUUGCUCAAGACGUGCAUGGCGGUGUUCUAUGCGAGACUGACGGCUGGGCUGUACAACAUGACCCGUCGCAUCCGCCUCGCCUACAUCUUCAUCGCCGGCACCUACCUCGCGGUCAUCCUGAGUAUCCUGCUGGGGUGUCGUCCGCUGCACAGGAACUGGCAGAUCCACCCGGAUCCCGGGAACUAUUGCCAGCCGGCCGUCUCGCCGAUCGAUGUGUAUGUCACGGUGACGCUGAAUGUGGUGACGGAUGUGUAUUUGAUUUCGAUUCCGUUCCCUAUCCUCUUCAAAGCCCGUCUCCCAUGGCGAGAGAAAUUCGAAUUGGUGGUGUUGUUCAGCGGCGGGCUAUUCGUCAUGGCGGCGGGGAUUCUGCGGUGUGUGUUGAUUGUCACGGCCGGCGCGAACGGCGCCUCGCAAGCCGGCAGCUGGGCCUGCCGCGAGACCUUCGUCGCCGUCCUGAUCGGCAACCUCCCCAUGAUCUACCCCGUGUGUCGCCGGAUGGUGAAACGGGCGGGCAGCUACUGGUCAUCCCACAGCUUGAACGCGAAGGGCGGAAGCACGACGACUGGGCCGGGGCCCGGGGGGUCCGGGUAUCCCCUUUCGGAAGGAGAGCAUCCGAGCAGUGCGCAUUCGCAGUCCCGGAAGAAGAAGUUCCGGCACCCCCUGUCGUUGCCGGAUACGCAGUGGACGCAGUUGGCGACGGUCAGUGAUGAGCAGAUCAUGCUGGCGGCGGUGGAUGCGGAGGGUCGGCGGAUGACGGGGGAAGAAGGGGGGAUUCAUGUCGUGCAGGAGUUGAUAAUUACGAGGAAUUGAGAAUAAGCCAAGACUUUCAAGGACUGGAGGCGACGCGGACGGAGUGAGUCUGCCCCAGGUUUGCUUGUAGUAGACAUGGUGGGCUAACCAGGGUGGUGGAGAAGUCAUACAGCGGUUAUGCGCUUUAGUUGAGUGACUGACAUUUGGCGAGAGAAAUAGAUUGGCUCGGUUGGAAGGCAAAGAAGAUAAUAGUAAGAGUCAGAGUCCGUUCUUAGAUAGUAGGUCACCUCACUGAGCAGUUGGAGUAUUG
Messenger RNA from Aspergillus brunneoviolaceus CBS 621.78, 1527 nucleotides. RefSeq lists its product as uncharacterized. The coding region runs from base 141 to 1277 and encodes 378 amino acids. The transcript has 5 exons. The record is from RefSeq and is a predicted model, not a curated record. NCBI's taxonomy places the organism in Eukaryota, Fungi, Ascomycota, Eurotiomycetes, Eurotiales, Aspergillaceae.